CAAAAGUGGCAGAUUUUGGAGCUUCAAGAUUAGUACCUCUUGACCAAACACAUGUUGCUACAUUGGUUCAAGGAACAUUAGGGUACUUAGAUCCUGAAUAUUUUCGCACAGGUCAAUUGACAGAGAAAAGUGACGUUUAUAGUUUCGGAGUAGUUCUUGCAGAACUUUUGACAGGGAUAUUACCUAUUUCGAGGGAUAAAAGUAACCAGGACAAAAAUUUGGCAGAGUAUUUUGUUUUGUCCAUGAACAAGAAUAGCUUAUUUCAAAUUCUUGAUCGCAGAGUAGUAAAAGAAGGAAAUCUUGAGCAACUUCAGAAAAUUGGUGAGCUUGUUAAGAGUUGCCUUCACUUGCAUGGAGAGGACAGGCCAACUAUGAAGGAAGUGGCAAUGGAACUUGAGAGUUUAAGAAAGUUCACCAAAAAUAACCCUUGGCCUACAGAAAAUGGACAUGAAAAGAGUGAAGAUGAAUUAUCAUAUCUUUAUGCAAUUCCAAUUGACUCUAACAGAGGUUUCGACAACUUCUCUGGACAAUAUCCCAACUCCUACACAAAUAGCAGCAUUUUUUCUGGACAAUAUAGUUCGGAUAGUUCUUCUUUGCUAUAUAAUACAAAUAUCUCUCGGUGA
Nicotiana tabacum (common tobacco) is the source of this 623-nucleotide messenger RNA. Lineage: Eukaryota; Viridiplantae; Streptophyta; Magnoliopsida; Solanales; Solanaceae. The record is from RefSeq and is a predicted model, not a curated record.